Protobothrops mucrosquamatus (brown spotted pit viper) is the source of this 612-nucleotide messenger RNA. Its product is annotated as Wilms tumor protein homolog. Gene Ontology annotation, cellular component: nucleus. Gene Ontology annotation, biological process: regulation of DNA-templated transcription. The record is from RefSeq and is a predicted model, not a curated record. The annotation marks the transcript as partial. Lineage: Eukaryota; Metazoa; Chordata; Lepidosauria; Squamata; Viperidae. The transcript has 6 exons.
AUGAAGCUGGAGGAGGACAUACCACGUAGGUGUGAUCCCAAACUUUUGGACCAGGCUUGCAUGACUCUGCUCUUCAGAAAGUUAAUCUUACAAAACAAGCGAGAAGCCAGCGAGAACGAGAUUAAAGGAGGGACGUUCUUGCAGGAAGAAAGUUCAAGGGCAGGCAAUUCAGCCCCUGAUUCCAACCCUGUUGUUCUCUUGGCAGGUUACGGCACAGUGGCGUUUGAUGGAGCUCCAAGUUACGGCCAUACUCCCUCUCACCCUGGGGCACAGUUUACAAACCACUCCUUCAAGCACGAGGACCCCAUCGGCCAGCAGACGCCUUUAGGUGACCAACAAUAUUCGGUGCCUCCCCCAGUGUACGGCUGCCACACUCCCACAGACAGUUGCUCCAGCAGCCAGGCUCUUCUCCUGAGGAAUCCUUACAACAGUGACAAUAUAUACCAAAUGACUUCUCAACUUGAAUGCAUGACAUGGAACCAAAUGAACUUGGGAUCCACACUUAAGGGCCAUGCAACCGGAUAUGAAAGUGAUAAUCACACAGCCCCAAUGUUAUACAGCUGUGGAGCCCAGUACAGAAUACAUACCCAUGGAGUUUUUAGAGGAAUUCAA